Molecule: messenger RNA, 1299 nt
Organism: Cylicocyclus nassatus
Lineage: Eukaryota; Metazoa; Nematoda; Chromadorea; Rhabditida; Strongylidae
Source: the annotation of a GenBank genome assembly
AUGCAAAGGGACGAUCGUCAAGAUUUGUACCGGCUAAUUGACAUUUGCAUUCUCCUAAAUCAGUUCCCUAUCGCAGAAACAAUUGAUCACCAGCAUCAUUUACAGCAUGAUCUGCUACAGCUAUGCAGCCUGAAAUCAGAGACCAAGUACAUAGAUUAUGCUACUUCGGUUCUUAUGCAAAUGUCAUCCAUUAUCGCUCCAUCUGAAGAAACAAAGGAUUCCGUGACGGUCACACGAUUGUUGUGUGACCUGCUGCAAGGUCCCAUCUCCCGCCGCAGCUUAAUAUUAGCUGACCUGGCAGCAAAUGGGUUCAGAACCGACGCCCUUGUUCUGUCCAUUUUUUUGCUCGGGAAUGACGAAAUCACGUUGAAGAUGAAGAAACAGUACGCAUUCAUGUACGAAAAUUCCUUGGAUGACGAAUUGAAACAAAUCCUACGAGGUAUCAGGACAGGACGGAUGCCGAUAUUCAACGAGGGCAUUUUUAACAUUGUCGACCAGGUAACAGCAUAUAGAAUCAUCAAAAUUGACUUCUUGCUAAACGAGAAUACCAUCUCAUUGAGGGAAAAAUUGAGAACUCGAUUGGACCUUUCAAAGUGGAUUCGUUUAUUGAUUUGUGAGGGACUGGCAUAUAGGGAAUACGAACUGAUACGGUGCCUAGCAGAGGACGCCACAGUUUCGCUAUAUAAAUACUCAUUAUUUUUCGGUAUGGAACAACUGACGUUUACGGCCUCCAUAGAUCUCCUCAUCGAAGCAGCCGCCGUUGUUCAUUACACAAAGCCAGACCUGUCAGAUUUCGACGAGUUUGACGACGAAUUUACCACCGUAUUAGGACAAACCUUAGAAAAUCAUCCGAAUGGAAUAUUAGCUGGACUGGUUGAAAGAUGGUCGUGUAAGGAGAGUGUAAUGGAAGCCCUUCACAGCGAUGACGUAUACUUCCCUAAAAGUUGUCGCUCCUCGAUAGAGCACAUAGCCGAUGAUUUACGCGAGAGUGAGUGCCUCGAGAAGUCAAGGAAAGGACUCAUGAUAUUUGCAAGUGAUUUGGCGGUGUCAAUAUUUGACGCCUUGCUUGGGCAGCCCUGCCAAAGGGUAGAUGUAAUCGCAAAAAAUUCAACUCUAAAGCCAAAUAUUGGCCACGUAAUCGUAAGAAGGCUCUGCGAGGGGUUGCUUACGGACUCCAACUCGCGUUUUGCGGGUGUGCUGCACCAACUGUGCGCGCCAAUUUUGGAGGAGGUGCCCAUGGAAGUGCCCACUGCUGAGGAUACACCUCGUCAGCGUCAUCGGCGAUGGAAAACCAAUUAA